This is a messenger RNA of Labrus bergylta (ballan wrasse), 818 nucleotides long. Its product is annotated as aryl hydrocarbon receptor. Gene Ontology annotation, cellular component: nucleus; aryl hydrocarbon receptor complex. Gene Ontology annotation, molecular function: nuclear receptor activity; transcription cis-regulatory region binding; protein dimerization activity. Lineage: Eukaryota; Metazoa; Chordata; Actinopteri; Labriformes; Labridae. Gene Ontology annotation, biological process: response to xenobiotic stimulus; xenobiotic metabolic process; regulation of transcription by RNA polymerase II. The record is from RefSeq and is a predicted model, not a curated record.
GGGGGUGACGCACAGGCGGAGGACUUCUACCAAACUCCUCCGUUUUUUGCCGUCUAAAAGUCUCCGUGAUCGCGUUGAUCCGGUUUGGAGAUUCUUUAGCGACGGAUUAUGAACCUUUGCGGUCAUUGGUUGACCUCGGAUGGACGUUUGAAGCAGCCAAACUAAACCAAAAGUGCGUUUUUCCAACCAAGAGGCGCACGAGAUCUACGGACGUAACCGGAGAUUUUACUUUUGGAUUUUUUUCAGUUUUAAGUUUUUUUUUUCCAGGAAUGUGAGUCUACCGGGCCCUCUUGGACCCGUUAACGUUUUCACUUUUAUCCCGGGAUAAAUCCACUUUUUAUUAGUUUGUUUGCUCUGAGUUCACCAUGCUGGCGAACACGGCGCUUUACGCAGCGAAGAAACGGAAGAAGCCGGUGCAGAAAAUCCCCAAACCUCCGCCUCCCGAUGGCGCCAAGUCCAACCCGUCCAAACGCCACCGCGACCGCCUCAACGGCGAGCUGGAUAAACUCACCAGCCUGCUGCCCUUCACCGAGGAGGUCCGGGCUCGGCUGGACAAACUGUCCGUGCUCCGGCUCAGCGUCGGCUACCUGAAGGUCAAGAGCUUCUUCAACGGUGAGUUUGUAAACGGGUUCACGGCGUGUUUUUACCGACUUGUAGACGCACUUUUCCCACACUUGACAGGAAACAUACAGAAGGGGCUACAUCCUCAAUGUAAGGCAGCUGCUGUGUGAGAGGAUGUGAUAUUUCUGCAGGAACGGGAAGGAGGAAGAAAAGUGUUGGAAGAUAUAUUUUAUCACUUUUUUGCUGUCUAAGCCUGA